Messenger RNA from Chenopodium quinoa (quinoa), 3088 nucleotides. Its product is annotated as MDIS1-interacting receptor like kinase 2-like. NCBI's taxonomy places the organism in Eukaryota, Viridiplantae, Streptophyta, Magnoliopsida, Caryophyllales, Amaranthaceae. Gene Ontology annotation, biological process: hormone-mediated signaling pathway. Gene Ontology annotation, molecular function: protein binding. The coding region runs from base 5 to 2098 and encodes 697 amino acids. The record is from RefSeq and is a predicted model, not a curated record. Gene Ontology annotation, cellular component: plasma membrane. The transcript has 2 exons.
CACAAUGUAUAAUAACGCCUUUAGCAUUAUCAAACUUCUGUUUGCAAUCAGUUUAGGAUAUAUGCUCUUAUUCUCUGAAGCAGUGGCAUAUCAUCCAGGACAAACAGAAGCCGAGGCGCUUAUUAUAUGGAAACAAAGCUUCCAAAACCAAUCAGCCUUUACUUCUUGGGUCUUGCCACAAAUAAAAAGUUACUCUUCCUCCAUCAGAAGCCCAUGUCGUUGGCAAGGAAUCGCUUGCGACAACCAUGGAAGAGUCACCAACAUUACCCUGCCUCAGUUAGAAUUGCAAGGUACACUUGAUGCCUUAGAUUUCUCUUCAUUCCCACAUUUAAGUUACCUUGACCUCAGUCAGAACCGUACCAGUGGCAUAAUACCUUCUACUAUAGGCAUGAUUUCUAAACUUAAAUACCUUGAUCUCUCAACUAAUAUGCUGAAUGGUACCUUACCUCUUUCCCUAGCAAAUCUGACAUUAGUUGAGCAGCUUUGCUUAUCUCGAAACAAACUUACUGGCCGAAUAGACCCGAGUUUGUUCCCUAGUGCAACAAAGCAUGCAAAUUCUGGUCUGAUCAGUAUUGAAGUCAUAAUCAUUGAAAGGACUUUUUUAGACGGUCCAAUUACCUCUACCAUAGGUAACUGCAAGAACCUUUCUUUCAUUGCUCUUGACAAUAAUCGAUUUUCAGGUCCUAUCCCGGAGUCAGUGGGCAACUUGAGUGAGUUAAAUUCCAUACUUUUGUACCAAAAUUAUUUAACUGGGCCUAUACCAACCUCUGUUGGUAGACUCAGCAAGCUAACUGACCUUCGCUUGUUUGAUAACCAAUUGUCUGGUCACGUUCCUCAAGAGAUCAGAAACCUAUCCAUCACCAACCUGCAGUUGUCUAGGAACAGUUUUACAGGACUACUACCCCCACAAUUGUGUAAGGGCGGUAACCUUGUCUACUUCUCAGCUUCUAGCAACAAUUUUGCAGGUCCAAUACCAGUCAGCCUAAAAAAUUGUCCCAAAUUGAAUAGAGUUUACCUCAAAAACAACCAACUUACUGGUGACCUUGACCAGGCAUUAGGAGAGUAUCCUAGCUUGGUUUACAUCGACUUAAGCUUCAAUCGACUAGGAGGUGAACUCUCACCAGAGUGGGGUAAGUCUGAAAACUUGACUGCUCUACUGAUAGCUGGUAACUCGAUUAGUGGUAAAAUACCAAAAGAAAUUUUCAGUUUGCCAAAUUUACAAAAAUUAGACCUCUCAUCUAAUAGGUUACAUGGAAACAUACCCCCAGAAAUUGGGCAAAGCUCAAAACUGUUCCAAUUAUCCUUUCAGAAUAAUAUGCUCUCAGGUCGAGUGCCUGUACAGGUAGGAGGCCUACAUGAACUGAACCAAAUGGACCUCUCGAACAACAGUCUAACCGGGCAAAUCCCAUCUGAAAUCGGGAGUUGCUCAAAUCUGAUGAGCUUAAACUUGAGCAACAACCAUCUGAAUGGCCCAAUUCCAGAUGAGAUCGGGCAGCUAACUCAGCUGCAGAUCUUACUGGAUUUGAGUUAUAAUUUUUUAACCGCGGACAUGCCACUGAACCUGGGGAAGCUACAAUGCCUUGAAACAUUGAACCUUUCACAUAACCAUCUGACGGGAAUUAUCCCUACAUCUAUAGCCACCAUUGCCAGCUUGGUACGACUUGAUAUCUCGUAUAAUGAACUAGAGGGUCCAUUACCUGACAGUAAUAUCUUCUCUUCAUUUCCUUUAAGAUCAUUUUCUGGCAAUAAAGACCUUUGUGGUAAAAUAAGGGGCAUGAAACCUUGCAAUGAUAUGUCUCCAACAAGAAAGCAACAAAGCCAUGUCAUAAGACUCGCAGUUGUUGCUUUUGCAAGCGUACUGUCUUUUCUUCUUGUUGCCUGCAGCAUAUUAUUCUGUAGAAAGCGCAGACUGGCAAAAUGCAAACAGCAGGAUAUGAGUCAGAAAUGCAAAGACGUAUUCACUGUACUGAACUUUGAUGGCAACUUAGUCUACAAUGACAUAGUUGAAGCCACAGAGGACUUUAACAGUUUGUACUGCAUUGGAAGUGGAGCAACUGGGAAGGUUUAUAAAGCAGAGAUUCCAAGUGGUCAAGUGUAGCGGUUAAAAAGCUCAACGCCAGCACCUUAGAGAAAGCAGCAGUAGCAGCAAGGAGUUUCGUGAAUGAGGUGACUGCCCUGAUAGAGAUUCGGCAUAGGAACAUUGUGAGGUUUUAUGGGUUUUGUCUGCACGAGAGCAUAAUAUUCUUGGUGUACAAGUUUAUCGAAAGAGGAAGCUUGGCUGAUGUUUUAGGCAGUGUCGAUGGAGCAAAGGAGCUGGACUGGGACAAGCGGGUCAGAAUCAUCAAGGGAGUUGCUGAUGCCUUGGCAUACAUGCACCAUGGCUGCACACCACCUGUUGUCCACCGCGACAUUUCAAGUAAAAAUAUUUUACUGUGCUCUGAACUGAAAGCUCAUGUCUCAGACUUUGGCACCGCAAAGUUCCUGAACCCAGAUUCUUCUAACUGGACCACGCUUGCUGGAACAUAUGGCUACCUUGCCCCAGAGCUAGCUUUCACCAUGGUCGUAACAGAAAAAUGUGAUGUAUAUAGCUUUGGCGUUCUUGCGCUCGAAAUUCUAAUGGGAGCACACCCACAAGAUCAGAUUUUGAGCCUUUCAGCAAGCAUGUCAGAUGACCAACUGAAAAUAAAAUCCAAAGAUGUCUUAGACCGUCGUCUUGCAUAUCCUACAGGCCAAGAGCUUAUACAGCAGCUUGAAUUUGUGUUACAGAUAGCAACUUUAUGCCUCAAUAUUAAUCCACAAUCAAGGCCAACCAUGAAUUACAUCUCUCAGAUGUUCGAAACGAGAUGUGGAAAUGAUAAUCCCAAAGCCAUUGACUUGUAGAGCUUCAAUAUACAAGUUGAAAGUUCUAAUUCAGCUUUGCAAUCAAACAUCAAUACUAUGAGAUUUCGAGAAUAAAUAACCUUAGUAUGUACCAAAGCUAAUUCUCAAGAAUAAUUGGCGUAGUAGAAUUUAUACAAGUAAUUUUAGUCAAAAAAUGAAAACUAAAGUGUAACUAUUAUUUCGAAACCCAGUUAGAAAAUAUUUGUUU